AUGCCAUCAGAGGAGUUUGUUCGUGGGAUGCUCUAUCUGUCGCUCACAGUUGUCGGAGUUCCAGGCAAUUCUGCCAUAAUUGUGGCAUUCUUUCUCUCGAUCUUUGAAGACAAGUGUCUCCUUGCGGCCGACGCCAUCGUCCUGCACCUAGCCUGCGUCAACCUGCUCGUGGUGCUCGUCCGCUGUCUUCUGGAGACCCUGGCCUCCUUUCACCUGGCCGACGUCUUCGGAAACACAGGCUGCAAAGCUGUCAUCUUCAUCUACAGGACCUGCCGUGCCCUCUCAAUCUGGCUCACCUUCCUCCUCAGUGCGUAUCAGUGUUUGUGCAUCGCCCCUCCUGGGUCGCGCUGGGCCUCUGCUCGCACCUUAUUAGCCCACAAUUUGCCCUUUGUGUUCUUGUUCCUCUGGGUCCUCAACACCAGCAUGAGCUCAGCAGCCGUAUUGUUCACUUUCAGCACCAACAACGGCUCUGUCCAGUUAAACAAUGCUGUUAAUGUACAAUUCUGCCAAGUGAACUUCCCGUCAAAAGUGUCUAAAGAGGUCAACGGGGCAGGACAAGUGGGCAGAGAUGUGGUACCCAUGGCCCUCAUGACUCUAGCCAGUGUGAUGAUUCUGGUCUUUCUUUACAAGCACCGACAGCAGGUGAAGGGACUUCGGAGUGGUGGUGGGGGAGGAAGUGUUGGGGCCGAGCAGCGGGCCGCCAAAGUCGUGGUGGUGCUUGUGACUUUGUAUGUGAUCCUCUAUGGGGUGGAUAAUGGGCUUUGGGUGUACACUCUCACCGUGAAGAAGACAAUGAGCUCUUCCCUGGUCUCUGACCUGCGUGUAUUCUUUGCCUCCCUGUACGCAGCGCUGAGCCCUCUGGUUAUCAUCGUGUCCAACAGGAAGGUGAAUAGCAGGUUGAGGUGGGCGUCACAGGAGAAGUCCGUCCUGGAGUGUACUGUACAAAUUUCAGCGCGGUGA
This is a messenger RNA of Cololabis saira (Pacific saury), 960 nucleotides long. Its product is annotated as olfactory receptor class A-like protein 1. Lineage: Eukaryota; Metazoa; Chordata; Actinopteri; Beloniformes; Belonidae. Gene Ontology annotation, cellular component: membrane. The transcript has a single exon. Gene Ontology annotation, biological process: G protein-coupled receptor signaling pathway. The record is from RefSeq and is a predicted model, not a curated record. Gene Ontology annotation, molecular function: pheromone receptor activity. Bases 1 to 960 code for a protein of 319 amino acids.